Gekko japonicus is the source of this 948-nucleotide messenger RNA. Its product is annotated as olfactory receptor 6M1-like. Gene Ontology annotation, molecular function: olfactory receptor activity; G protein-coupled receptor activity. The record is from RefSeq and is a predicted model, not a curated record. Gene Ontology annotation, cellular component: membrane. The transcript has a single exon. Gene Ontology annotation, biological process: G protein-coupled receptor signaling pathway. Bases 1 to 948 code for a protein of 315 amino acids. NCBI's taxonomy places the organism in Eukaryota, Metazoa, Chordata, Lepidosauria, Squamata, Gekkonidae.
AUGCAAUCAAAAAACCACAGCACUCUGGAAGAAUUCAUUCUCCUGGGCAUCCGAUUUCCUGAUCACCUCCUGAUCUUAUUCUUCUGUCUGCUUUUAUUGACCUUCACAUUAACAUUGUUGGGGAAUCUGAUCAUCGUUGCUGUGAUAUUACUUGAUGUGCGCCUACAUAGCCCUAUGUACUUCUUCCUCUUUAACUUGUCCAUUCUGGAGAUUGCAUUCACAUCAUCCAUUAUUCCCAUCAUGCUCUCCAACCUCCUUUCAAGGACCAAGACAAUCUCAUUUUAUGGUUGCCUAACUCAGUGUUUUUUCUAUUUCUUCCUUGGAGUGGCAGAGUUCCUACUGUUGGCCAUCAUGUCCUUUGAUCGCUAUGUAGCGAUAUGUAACCCACUGCACUAUGUUUCCAUCAUGAACUUCAGGAUCUGUAGUUGGCUUGUCUUUUUUUGCUGGGUGACAGCAUUUGUUUUGGUGAUAGGGCCUGUGAUUGCUAUCUCCAUGCUGCCAUUUUGUGGCUCUAAUGUCAUUAAUCAUUUAUUUUGUGAUUCUGAACCACUCCUUGAACUUUCUUGUGGCAGCAUACGCCUCAUUGAGUUUUUUAAUUUCAUAAAUGCGAUCAUCGUACUUCUAGGCUCCUUGAUACUAACCACUGUAUCUUAUGUUUCCAUCAUCAGCACAGUUCUGAGGAUCCCAUCAGCCAGUGGAAGGCAGAAAGCUUUCUCCACUUGUGGUGCCCACAUUACUGUGGCCUCCAUAUAUUAUGGAAGUGCCAUAUUCAUGUAUCUGAGGCCAUCAAAGACACCAUCUCUGGAUCUUAAGAAAGCUGUGAGCAUCUUGACAGCUGUGAUCACCCCUUUGCUUAACCCUUUCAUCUAUACUCUCAGGAAUGAAAAGGUGAAGGAGGCCUUGCGAGACUUACUCAAAGGAAGACUGCAUUUAAAUGCACAUGUUUAA